This is a messenger RNA of Nerophis lumbriciformis (worm pipefish), 1515 nucleotides long. NCBI's taxonomy places the organism in Eukaryota, Metazoa, Chordata, Actinopteri, Syngnathiformes, Syngnathidae. The record is from RefSeq and is a predicted model, not a curated record.
AUGACUUUUGGCGUUUCUCCACUGUUACUUGUGCUACUCCUGUUAUCUGUGUAUGGAUCAUCACAUGGUUGCCUGCAGGAUUCUGCCUCAGCAUACAGAUUCAGUGGAACAGUGUGCCGUCUCACAUACCCUGCAGCAGUUGUGUUGAAUGAAAAAACCACCAAAGUGAUAGAGGCAGCAUUCCAGCAUGCCAGAUAUCCCGACGUAAAGGCAGAAAAGAACGUGCCCUUCUUUGGCAAAGUCUCAUAUGGCCUUGAGAAUUUGGAAAUUCACAAUCUGACAAUUGGUCAGAGCUCCUUUGAACUUCAUGCGGGUGAAGGCAUCGCCAUAGAGAUAAGCAAUGUAUCUGCAGCCUUCAUUGGGACCCUCCACUAUGGAUAUGGCGGCUUUCUAGUCAAUGUUGUUCAGUCAAUCAAUUUUGAGAUUGAGUUCCAGAUUGAUCUUGGAAUCAACCCCAAACUUUAUUGCGGCGAGGGGAAGGUAGCAGCAGACACAUCAUCUUGUUCCUUGAACUUUGACAAGUUGCGUUUGCACCUGCAGGGUGAUAAAGAACCAAACUGGCUCAAGAAGCUCUUCACUGACUUCAUCACAUUCACUGUCAAACUGGUUGUCAAGGGACAGGUUUGUAAGGAGAUCAACAAAGUGGCAAAUAUAUUAGCUGACUUCAUACAGGAGAGAGCAGAGCAAUUCCUCAGUGACGGAGACAUCAGUGUAGAUAUCGGCGUGACCACUGCGCCCACCAUCACUGCAAACUACAUAGAAUCCUACCACAAGGGAUUAACAAAUUACAAAAACACUUCUGCGGUGAUUUACGAGUCAGCAUUCAACCCCCAACAACUAACUGAAAAUAAAAUGCUCUACUUUUGGAUCUCAGACGAAGUCUUAAACCCCAUGAUAACAGCUGCCCACCAAGAUGGUCGCUUCCGGCUCAACAUCACUGGACUAGAGUUAACUGAACUUUUCAAGACAGACCUCUCUACAAAGAUGCCUGAUUUUUUCAGAAAGUUCCUCACGGAAAGCAGUUUUCCCGAAUUACAUGUGUGGAGUUCUUCUGUGCCCUUUCUUAACACCUCCACUUUUGGGACAGCUGUCUGGGUUGAGGUCUCUGGUCAACUCCGGUGUGGAAGUCAAGACAUCCUAUUUUUUCAGACAUUCAUCACUACUGAUGUCACAGCUUCUUAUGCCAACAAAAAUGUCUUACUUCACGCCAAAUCAUCACAGGUUGUUACACUAAAGGCUGAAUUGUACCAAAAUCCUUUGUCAGAUCAAGGACAACUGGAUUUCAUCCAAGAAGCUGUGAUGAAGAUAGGCAUCCCCAAAGUGUUGUCUGUGCUUGAAACACAAAUCACUAGACUGUUGAACAAGCAGGGAGUACACCUCUUUGACAUCUACAACCCAGAGGUGCUUCCUCGGGAUGGAUUUGUGAUUAUACAGAUGGACUUUGGGUUCCCUCAUCACCUCCUUGUUGACUUCCUUAAGAUGACACUGCAGCAAACAGGCCAACCUCAGGAAUAG